Molecule: messenger RNA, 1364 nt
Organism: Cyprinus carpio (common carp)
Lineage: Eukaryota; Metazoa; Chordata; Actinopteri; Cypriniformes; Cyprinidae
Product: putative nuclease HARBI1
Exons: 6
Coding region: 272-1342 (356 amino acids)
Source: RefSeq, a predicted model, not a curated record
GUAUGGCAACCACCUCCGGCGCCAAAUAGAACUGGCAGACAUAGACAUUCAGUACAAGAAGAAAAAGAUAGAAAAUCUUGCACUGGAGUCCGAAAUAAAAAAGAGGACAAUUAGGAAACUGGACCUUGAAAUAAAAAAAACUUGAGAGGGAGCUCCAAGAAGAUGACACAGCUCAAAAUAAAAAUUAGCAAUCAGUACAACCAAGUCAUCGUUAUAAGGCACCGGCCUCUUUUGCCCACCCCCCCAGCACCAGGUGUGGCCACUAGCCUAUAUGAAGGCCCAAAAUUGUGUGUUCCUUUCUGCUCUGACAAUGGCAUGCCCAUUCUUGCGAGAUGUGGUGGAUGAAGAAGCACUUGUGCUGAGGAGAGCCUUCAGGCGAGAAAGGGUCUUCAGGGACCGGUUGGACCCACUGGCCUUCCCUGAUGACCAUCUAUAUGAAAGAUACAGGUUUUCUGCAGAUGGCAUCAGGUAUCUAUGCAGACUACUGGGUCCCAGGAUUAAGCACCGCACUGCAUGGAGCCAUGCACUGAGUGUGGAGCAAAUGGUUUGUGUGGCCUUGCGCUUUUUUGCUAGUGGAGCCUUCCUGUACUCAGUGGGGGAUGCAGAACAGCUGAACAAAGCCACAAUUUGCCGCACAAUAAGGAGUGUGUGUCUGGCUAUCAAAGCAUUAGCAGAUGUCUUCAUCUCCUUCCCUGGCCACAGAAGACUCUGUGACAUGAAAGAGGAGUUCUAUAGGAUUGCAGGUUUCCCCAAUGUCAUUGGUGCAGUGGACUGCACACACAUAAGGAUAAAAGCCCCCUCAGGUACCCAUGAGGCCGAUUUUGUGAAUAGGAAAUCCUUUCACAGCAUUAAUGUUCAGAUGGUCUGCAAUGCUGACUGUGUGAUCAGCAAUGUUGUGGCAAAAUGGCCUGGCUCAGUCCAUGACUCCAGAAUCUUUCGGGCCUCUGAAAUCUAUCAGUGCCUAUCACAAGGUGAAUUCUCUGGUGUGUUGCUGGGAGACAGGGGGUAUGGCUGCCAGCCUUUUCUCCUGACACCCUUCACAGACCCCCAGGAAGCGCAGCAGGCCUACAACCAUGCCCAUGCCAGGACCAGGGCCAGAGUUGAAAUGACCUUUGGCCUCCUGAAGGCACGCUUUCACUGCCUUCACAAAUUAAGGGUCAACCCUGUUAGGGCAUGUGAUAUUACUGUGGCUUUUGCUGUCCUCCACAAUGUGGCCUGCCUGAGGAAGGAGAGGGCCCCCAGAGUGCCACCAGCCAUGGACUGGGACAAUCCGGCAAUCUUCCCUGAUGACGACAGUGGUCGGCUGCUGAGGGACCAAUAUGUGUUGAAUUAUUUUAGUUAGUAUGUGUGCUUUCAAUUUAGGU